Molecule: messenger RNA, 3999 nt
Organism: Mercenaria mercenaria
Lineage: Eukaryota; Metazoa; Mollusca; Bivalvia; Venerida; Veneridae
Product: etoposide-induced protein 2.4 homolog
Exons: 10
Coding region: 261-1277 (338 amino acids)
Biological process (GO): macroautophagy
Cellular component (GO): endoplasmic reticulum
Source: RefSeq, a predicted model, not a curated record
UCGAUGCGCAGAAAAGAAACGCAGUUUUGUAACUUUUACUUUCGCUUUGGCAUGCAGUUCACCGAUAAGACAUUACUCUCUAAAUUUUCACCGCUGUUACCUUUUAGUUUUGUUCUAGUCAAGAUCAAGGUUUGUCUUGAUUCUAAAAUCUGAUAACAAAAAGUGGAUUACUUCCACUAUAGUUCACAGUUGCAGACCUCAGUACAUAGUAGUGGCUGAAAAGAAAAGUUGAUACACAAAUUGUAAACGGUCAAGUGACGAUGGCGGACACAUUUCAAGACAUCUGUUGGGGAGUGAUAAGAGGUUUCCAGGAUGCAGUUUUAGGUUCAAUGAAGAUAUUUAAGUUAGAUUCGGAACAACCAGAAGGCAAGGAAGAACAGCAGCAGAAAAUGACCACGCUGGCAAGACGAAGGGCGGAGAAACAGAAACAAACACAAAGGACUGAAAAGAAGGACAGUGAACCAAAAGUAACACACAGGAUAUUUCAGUGUUGCGCCUGGAAUGGAGGAGUCUUUUGGAUGAGUAUAUUGCUGUUUAACUAUUUGUUGCUUCCGAGUUUACACUGGAUGACUUCGCUUAUAUCAGGUUCAACAGAGACAGGUAUGAUCUGGUCCUGGAUGGGUCCCAUGUUGACUUGGACAUUUAGUGCAUUGUGGAUUCUACCUCUGUUUGUCCUCAGUAAAAUUGUCAACUGUUUCUGGUUUGCUGAUAUAGCAGACGCAGCGUAUAGAAAGUCAAGAGGCCGUCCACAACUACCAAACAUUAGUAUCUUCAUUGCAGAUAUGUUGUUUAGUCUGGUUAUACAGAUCUUCUUCCUACUUCAGGGCACUGUGGCCAGUUUUUUACCAUUACCAGCAGUAGGACAGGUAAUCAGCAUUGUUCACAUGAGUCUACUCUACUCACUGUACUCAUUCGAGUAUAAAUGGAUAAAUAUGGGAUGGGAGUUACAUAAAAGAUUGUCCCAUAUAGAGUUGAGCUGGCCAUAUUUCUUUGGGUUUGGAUUGCCAAUGGCAGUGUUAACAGCUUUACCUUCAUCUCUUGUUGUCAGUGGCUGUGUGUUUUCCAUAUUGUUCCCAGUUUUUAUCAUCAGUGCCAAUGAAGCAGAAGAUGCGCAACAACAAUUUAUGUUUCCACUGAGACUGUUUGCACCAGUAGUUUCCCUCACAAACACAUUGUUUCAUCAUUCCCUCACAAAGAGCAGCAAAUCGUCAGCCACAUCCGGCAGACAGGCAGCAGCACGACAAUCUCGCACACAGGAAAAUGUCACAUUCAGAUGACAGCAGGAGCUUGUGGCGGCCAUUUUGAUGCAAUAUUUACAUACAUAAUUUAUUCCAAAGAUUUGAUUUUUAUUUGCAUGUUUUAAUUGACAUUUCGUAAGCACCAUAUAUCUAGGAUGCUUACAGUCUGACAAAAAGCUCAGAAUAUAUUUCAUGAGUUCAUUUAAUGAAUUUACAUGUCACAUUGAAAUCAGUUUUGUCACUUGUAAGAACUUUUAAGUCUGUCACUUAUUAUGUCUCCCCCAGGAGACAUAUUGUUUUUGCCCUGUCCGUCCGUCCGUCACACUUCAUUUCCGAGCAAUAACUGGAGAACCGUUUGACCUAGAACCUUCAAACUUCAUAGGGUUGUAGGGCUGCUGGAGUAGACGACCCCUAUUGUUUUUGGGGUCACUCCCUCAAAGGUCAAGGUCACAGGGGCCCGAACAUUGAAAACCAUUUCCGAUCAAUAACUAGAGAACCACUUGACCCAGAAUGUUGAAACUUCAUAGGAUGAUUGUACAUGCAAAGUAGAUGACCCCUAUCGAUUUUGGGGUCACUCCAUUAAAGGUCAAGGUCACAGGGGCCUGAACAUUGAAAACCAUUUCCGGUCAGUAACUUGAGAACCACUUGACCCAGAAUGUUGAAACUUCAUAGGAUGGUUGGUCAUGAAGAGUAGAUGACCCCUAUUGAUUUUGGGGUCACUCUGUCAAAGGUCAAGGUCACAGGGGCCUGAACAUGGAAAACCAUUUCCGAUCAAUAACUAAAGAACCACUUGACCCAGAAUGUUGAAAUUUCAUAGGAUGAUUGGUCAUGAAGAGUAGAUGACCCCUAUUGAUUUUGGGGUCACUCUGUCAAAGGUCAAGGUCACAGGGGCCUGAACAUGGAAAACCAUUUCCGAUCAAUAACUAGAGAACCACUUGACCCAGAAUGUUGAAACUUCAUAGGAUGAUUGUUCAUGCAGAGUAGAUGACCCCUAUCGAUUUUGGGGUCACUCUGUCAAAGGUCAAGGUCACAGGGGCCUGAACAUGGAAAACCAUUUCCGGUCAGUAACUUGAGAACCACUUGACCGAGAAUGUUGAAACUUAAUAGGAUGAUUGGUCAUGCAGAGUAGAUGACCCCUAUCGAUUUUGGGGUCACUCCAUUAAAGGUCAAGGUCACAGGGGCCUGAACAUUGAAAACCAUUUCUGGUCAGUAACUUGAGAACCACUUGACCCAGAAUGUUGAAACUUAAUAGGAUGAUUGGUCAUGCAGAGUAGAUGACUCCGAACGAUUUUGGGGUCACUCUGUGAAAGGUCAAGGUCACAGGGGCCUGAACAUUGAAAACCAUUUCCGGUCAGUAACUUGAGAACCACUUGACCCAGAAUGAUGAAAUUUCAUAGGAUGAUUGGUCAUACAGAGUAGAUGACCCCUAAUGAUUUUAGGGUCACUCUGUUAAAGGUCAAGGCCACAGGGGCCUGAACAUGGAAAACCAUUUCCGAUCAAUAACUUGAGAACCUCUUGACCCAGACUGUUGAAACUUCGUAUGAUUUUGGGGUCACUCUGUUAAAGGUCAAGGUCACAGGGGCCUGAACAUUGACAACCAGUUCCGAUCAAUAGCUUGAGAACCUCUCGACCCAGAAUGUUGAAACUUCAUAGGAUGAUUGAACAUGCAGAGUAGAUGACCCCUAUUGUUUUUGGGGUCACUCCGUUAAAGGUCAAGGUCACAGGGGCCUGAACAUUGAUAACCAGUUCCGAUCAAUAACUUGAGAACCACUUGACCCAGAAUGUUGAAACUUCAUAGGAUGAUUGAACAUGCAGAGUAGAUGACCCCUAUUGAUUUUGGGGUCAGUCUAUUAAAUGUCAAGGCCACAGUGGCCUGUUCAUGUAAAAUCAUUUUUUGGAAAUAACUUGAGAACCACUUGACCUACAAUGUUGAAACUUAAUAGGAUGAUUGGACUUGCAGAGUAGAUGACCCCUAUUUAUUUUGAGGUCACUUGAUCAAAGGUCAAGGUCACAGAAGCCUGAACAGUGACUUGAGAACCACUAGGCCAGGAGUGUUGAAAUUUAGCGGGAUGAUUGGACAUGCCAAGUAGAUGAUCCCUAUUGCAGCCAACCAUCAGUGUCUCUUUGACUUUUGCUCCUAACCCCUAUUGACUUCUUGCCUAUAGGACUUUGCAUUGGGGAGACAUGCGCUUUUUUACAAAAGCAUUUUCUAGUUAAAAACUGUUUACUUAAAGGGAUACUCUUGUAUUUUUUUCUAGACAUAGAUCAAUUUUUUUUUACUAAAUCAGUCAACCAUUUAACCUUUAGCCUGCUGGUGGCAAAUGAUUCUGCCUUUGCAACCGUUCAGGCUGAUCAUGAUCUGCACUGUUCUCUAUUCAGUCAGUAAAUUUUCAGUGAACACCCCUUUGAAUAAUAAAUGGUACGCCCAAAUUGAAUGAUGGACCAGUCCAUUUUAGAAAAUUAGCAGGGUAAAGGUUAAAGCAAAUAGAAAGAGGCUGUUUUAUUGAAAUAAAUUUUGCUGUGGUAGUCACUAUAUGACUAUGGUUAUUUGAAGUCGUAAAAACAUGAAACGAUCAAAUUGAAUAAUCUUAAUAGAAUUAUCACGCCUUGUCCAUACUAAAAAUGAAUUACAUUUAAAAAGAAAAGUAAAAUAUGUGUUUUUCGAGACCUUGCAUUAGCAAGUCAGGUUAGCAAAGUGAUGAAAAUUAUGACUCACAGUUAGAAACAAUCAGUCUGUUUUAAUGAAAUAUGUCAGCAAGUU